Molecule: messenger RNA, 3522 nt
Organism: Lotus japonicus
Lineage: Eukaryota; Viridiplantae; Streptophyta; Magnoliopsida; Fabales; Fabaceae
Exons: 10
Coding region: 1696-3153 (485 amino acids)
Biological process (GO): endosome organization; receptor recycling; retrograde transport, endosome to Golgi
Cellular component (GO): recycling endosome; early endosome; trans-Golgi network
Source: RefSeq, a predicted model, not a curated record
AAAACAUGAUCCUGAUAGUGAAAAGCCAUAUGGGCAAUAAACUCAGCAACAUCAUUGACUAUUUGCGACAGUUAGUAGAAUUUAAAUUCCUAAAGAAGGAUGAAAGAAGUUUGCAAUCCUGCACAAUUCUAGCAAAGAAGUUGUUGAAAGGCACGAGUUUGGUCCAUGCUUGGUAAAGUUGUAUGCAGUUUGUUUAAACUUCGAGAUCCUGAAACUCGAGAUCCUAGGCCAAGAGAAGGAACCAACGUAGUCCUAGUGCUUCAGCAAUUACAAGUUCAUGCAUAGAGGGAAGAAAUUUGCAACCUGCAGCAAGGGAGAAACCUUCAUGGUCUCUGAAAAUAACGCUCAAACUCGUUCCUCUUGAGGCUCUGAUGGAUGCGUUAAUGUUAGCUUUGAUGGUGUCUCCCUGUAGAGCGUGCCAAUGGGGAGGUGGAGGGGUUUAGGGUUUAGGGGGGCAUAGGCUCGGGUUGUUUGGGGCUCUGGACUCCGACUUGGGAGGUACAUAAGUGAGGCCUGUAGAACCACUUGGUUAGGGGGAGUUCUCUUGGUUUCAAACAACCACAAAUUCCUUCUUUUCCAAAUUGCCCAUAUGAGUGAGAAAAGCCAAGGGAGGCCUUCGUUAGGUAGACUUGACAUCAUAAGCUCCAACCAACAUCUGAAUGAUGAGACAUCUUUCACGGGGAUAUGGAGGCCUAGAGGAGACAAACACCAUAUUCUUUUUAACUUCAAGGCAAGUAAGUAGGACGUGGCCAACUGAUUCUGGGGCUUCCCCACACAUAGGACAGGUUUGACCCAUCUCUACUCCCCGGUGUUGUAGGUUAUGCUUCACUAGUAGCGAAUUUUAGGCAGAUCUCAAAAUAAGUUUCUUACAUCUAGGUUGGAUUUCCACGCGCCAUAGUCUUGUCCAGAACAUAUUGGAGUUGGCAUCAUAGGAGGUUGCUUCAUUCAGGUUGUUUGAAGGAGGCCCACAUCAGUUUAUCUGGCUUUGCAUGGAUGAGAAGUGGUAUCUUCAGAAUCUGUUUUGCUUCGUAGUAGGAGAAGGUCGAUGAGAUUAUAUUAGUCUUCCAUGAAUUUUUGUCCCUAUCAAUAAGGUCUGCAACCCAUGUGAGACUUUGAGGAUGUUGUCCUCUUUGCCCAGGUCUCUCAUUCAACUUUUGUGCUAGCCAAGUGUCAUGCCAAAGAGGCUCCUCCAAGUGUAGCUAGGUCGAUAUCCUUUAGCUAGGAGUGAGUUUGGAUUUGUUCUCAGAAGCCACCAUUACUUUGCUAGUAGGGCUUUGUUGAAGUUUUUGAACCUCCUGAACUCAAGACCACAUUUUGCCUUCCUCAUUGUGAUUUUCUCCCCGCUUAGCCAAUGCAUCUUCCUUUUCUCUACAUCCCCUCCCGAGUAGAAGCGGCUACUAAGGCUCUCAAUGUGAUGUGGAUGUGAGUUUGAAAAUUAAUAUGAAUAAAUGAUAAAUUUAUAAAACCAUAAUUAAAAUAGCUAUAUUUCUUGUAAAAAAAUAGCUAUAUUUGCACCGACAAUGGCAUAACCUGCGACCAACUACAAGUCCAUUCAUCUCAACGUAUAAAAGGUUUCCAAAACCUGCCAUUCUUCUCCAUUUUGCACUAAGAAUUUUCAUUUCUAACAAUUUAAUAUUUAUUCAAUACUCCAUCGCUACCAACAAAUUUUUUUGGAAACUCUUGAUCUUCACGCCUAUGGCUUCCAAUGGUGCUUCUCUGCAAACUGCUGCGGAUACAGAGAAUAGCUUGGAGAAGAUCAAGCGCCAGCUAGCUUCUGGUUCUGGUAGAAACUUGUUGCAAGGACCACUUCUCAAGCGAUCUGAAACACUAAGAAAAUGGAAUGAACGAUGGGUUAUAUUGGACCCUACAACCGGGAGAACGGAAUACAGGACAAGAAGAAAUGAACCAACUGUUAAGGGAACGAUUGUGUUUGAUGCGAAUAGCUCGAUUACUGUAUCUCCUGUGAACUUCCAUGGAUUGCCAAAGUAUGAUGGAUGCUGCAUUUAUAUUGGGACACCACAGAAAAGGGAUUACUUCCUCUGUGCUGAGACUCCUGGUGCAGCUAGAGCUUGGGUGUCAACCUUACAUGCAACCCAAUUGGUUCUAAAAGCUCACAAGGAGGCUGUGGAUUCCUUAAGCGGCAAUGGUUCCACUAAACUAGGAACUGUCGCAGCAGUUGUUGCCGCAGCCAAUUCAACGGCCGUUGAAUGUUCUAAAGAAAUUGAAGCAGCAAUGCAAAUAUCUUUACGGAACACUCUGGGAAUGAUGACAAAUAAGACAACUGAUGGUCCAAUGGAUGAUUUAACAAUCAUGAAGGAAACUCUAUUGGUCAAGGAUGAGGAGCUACAGAAUUUUGCUCGAGAUCUUCGUACCCGGGAUUCAACUAUAAGAGAUAUAGCUGAGAAACUAUCUGAGACUGCUGAAGCUGCCGAGGCAGCUGCAUCAGCGGCACAUACUAUAGAUGAGCAAUGGAGAAAUGCCUGUGAAGAAAUUGAGAGUCUGAAGAAAGACUCAGAGAAGCAGCUAGAGCUUUCUGCUCAGAAGCUAAAAGAGUAUGAAGUAAAGAUCAUAAGCUUGAGCAAAGAAAAAGAGCAGUUAAGUAAACAGAGAGAAGCUGCUACUCAGGAGGCAAACAUGUGGCGCUCUGAGCUGGGAAAAGCUAGAGAGAGUGGUGUGAUCUUAGAAGGCGCUCUUGCAAGGGCAGAAGAAAAGGUUAGGGUCGCAGAGGCAAAUGCUGAAGCUAAGAUAAAGGAGGCGGUUCAGGGAGAAUCGGCAGCAGUAAGCGAGAAGCAGGAGCUUCUUGCAUAUGUGGACAAACUCAAAGCACAACUUCAAAGACAACACAUUGAUUCAACUGAAGUUUUUGAGAAGACGGAGUCUUGCUCAGAUACAAAACAUGUGGACCUGACUGAAGAGAAUGUGGAUAAAGCAUGCUUAAGUGUUUCUAGAUCUGUUCCUGACCCGGCGGCGGCCGAGUGUGUGGUCCAGAUGCCAACAGACCAGGUGAUCAUUCAGCCUGUUGGAGACAAUGAGUGGAGUGAUAUUCAGGCAACAGAGGCAAGAGUAGCUGAUGUUCGGGAAGUUGCAUCUGAAUCUGAAGUAAGCAGCUUGGACAUUCCUGUGAUUAGCCAACAAGGUACCAAUCACCAGUGAACAAGGAGCAAACACUUUUAAUAAACCCUGAUAUAAUCCACAUUCUUCCAACAUGCAGAAUUUUUAUGUUAUAGGGAAUUUAACUACAUCAUUAUGUUGGGUGGCCAUGUAAACCUCUCCACUUCAGCUUUUAGGCUAGUGAAUGAGGUUUUAUCGUACAUACCCUUCCCUGAAAACCUGUAAAAUUUAUUUAUGUGGUAUACAAAGUUUAUUUAUACAUGUAAAAUUUGACCAAUAAACAGAUUGAUCCUCAACCAAGUGUUUGGUUAGAGAGAAACUGAGGGGAGGAAAGGGAAAAUGAGAGGGUAAAAUUUCUCUCUUCGUGUGGGGAAUGAAUAUUCUUGUGUUAAAUUUUACUUGAUUUUUUCA